AUGCCGAAAAAUUUUGUGCUGCCCACCGCCCUUGAGCCAUACAAAGGGUUUGGUGACCCCCGCGCCCAUAUUAAGAAAUUCCAAUCCAUGAUGUUUUUUAAUGGCGCUAACAAUGAACCUGUACUCUGUCGAGCUUUUUCAACUUACCUUGAUGGUGCUGCGUUACUCUGGUUUUCUAAGUUAUCUGCAGGUUCAAUUUCUUCUUUUGAGGAGCUGGCAAGGUCUUUUAUCGAUUACUUUGCCGCAUCAAGAAUAUAUGUGCACGGAUCAGACUAUCUAGGCACUAUCAAACAAGGACAACAUGAAAGCCUAAAGGACUACAUGACUCGGUUUGCUGAGGCAACCAUGGAGAUUCAAGACUUAGAUCCGGCAGUCCACCUGCACGCCCUUAAAGCCGGCCUCAGACCUGGCAAGUUCUGGGAGAUGAUUGUUGUAACUAAACCAAAGACACUAAAAGAGUUCCGAGAAAGGGCCGCAGGCCAGAUGGAGAUCGAAGAGCUCUGCGAAUCCCAGAAAGCAGAUAAACAGCCACACAGAAGAGAUGAGGAAAAAAAUUUUAGAUCACCGAGCAACAAGAAACCAAAGAAGCCUCUCAAGCUCACACCAAAAUUUAAUACCUACACCAGAUUCAACACCAAGAGGGAGAACAUCAUCAAGGAGAUUCUCAAUGCCAAAAUAGUAAAAUCGCCGGCCCGAGCAGGGAGUUACCAAUAUCAAAGGUUCGUGGAUAGAAGCAAGCAUUGCGCUUUUCAUCAAAAGUUCAGACACACUACAGACGAGUGCAUCGUUGCCAAAGACCUACUCAAAAGACUAGCACGCCAAGGACUCCUAGACAAGUACGUCGAAGGACGUAAAACCAAAGAAGUCACCUCGGACAGAGAUGAGCACCCACGAGCAUCAACAGACAAGGACAAAGGAAAACGGACAUCACCCAACUUGCCAAGAGGUAUUAUCAACUACAUAUCAGGAGGUUACGCAGGUGGGGGUGAAACAACUUCGGCUAGAAAACGAAGUUAUAGAGCGAUGCUAGCAAUUGAAGGAACAACACACCUCCAAAGAGAAAAAGACGCAGACAUCACAAUAACAUUCAAUCAAUCAGACUUCAAAUUGGCAAGCCCUAACCUCGACGAUCCGGUAGUAAUCUCCAUUCAAGCUGGAGAACUGUUGGUAAGAAAAACACUACUAGAUCCAGGUAGCAGUGCUGAUGUUUUAUUUUAUUCCACUUUCAAAAAAAUGAAAUUAUCAGAAAAAAUAAUGCAACCUUCCUCUAGAGAGCUGGUUGGUUUCUCCGUAGAAAGAGUCCCCAUUAUGGGACAUAUAUGGUUAAGGACGACGAUGGGAGAAGACCCUAUCUCAAAGUCGAUUGAUAUCCAAUAUUUGAUAGUAGACUGUUAUAGCCUUUAUAAUAUUAUCAUCAGAAGACCUGCUCUGAAUGCAUUCAGGGCAUUAGUGUCUAUUUUACAUCUGUGUGUUAAGUUUCCCGUGCAGGAAAACAGGAUAGCAACAAUGUAUGUGGAUCACCAAGAAGCUCGGCAGUGCUACAAUGCCAGCCUAAAGCAAAACUCAACAAAACAGACAACUCGGCCACAAGUGCAAGCAAUCCAUAAUACAGCCAUGAUCUUAACAUUAUCCGAGCUUGAUCCAAGGGAGGAUUUCAAUGAAAGACCUCAGCCAAUGGACAACCUCCAGCGAGUAAUAUUAACAGAAAAUGAGAAGCAUUUCACACACAUCGGAGAAGCCUUAGAGGGGGAAGAACGAUCAAAACUAAUAACAAUACUUCGAAGCAACGCCGAUCUAUUCGCGUGGACGCCUGAUGACAUGCCUGGAAUAAAUCCAGAAGUCAUCUUCCACAAGCUAGCAAUUGACAAGGGAGUCCGACCUGUGGCAUAA
Messenger RNA from Arachis ipaensis, 1890 nucleotides. RefSeq lists its product as uncharacterized. Lineage: Eukaryota; Viridiplantae; Streptophyta; Magnoliopsida; Fabales; Fabaceae. The record is from RefSeq and is a predicted model, not a curated record.